UCAGAUGAUCUCAGAAAGGGGGAGAAAAUGACUAUGAUGGCUCACCAGUCCUCUUCUUGGAUCUUCAUCAAUGAGAGGACAUUCAUUACCAGGGAACAACUUAAUUCUUUAUUGAAGACCUAUAACAUCUUUUAUAGGAACCAGAAAAACCUGCAUAUUUUAUAUGGACAGACUGACGAUGGUAAACUAAUUGUUGAAGGAAUGCUAGACAUUUUCUGGGGAGUAAAGCAGCCUAUACAACUGAAAAUACAAGAUGAGAAGCAAAUCCCUUCUUUCACUGUGCUGAAGUCACCAGAUGUCUUUUCCAAAAGGGGAAUGACACGCUGGGGAGAAUUUGAUGAUCUUUACCGUAUUAGUGAUUUGGACAGGACUCAGAUUCCAGUGUCUGGAGCAACAGAUUCCCAGGAAGAUUAUUUAUCUUAUCACAGUAGCACUCUGAAGCUUCAUGCAGAUGAAGAACCUGAAUCCCCAUUGCUCUAUAGAACCAUGAGUGAAGCAGCCCUGGUGAGAAAAAGGAUGAAGCCUCCGACGAUGGACAGAAAGGACAGACAGAAGCAUAGGGCCUCUAUUAACGGACACUUUUAUAACCAUGAAACAUCAAUUUUCACUCCAGCCUUUGGAUCAGAAACUAAGGUCAGAAUAAACAGUAAUAUGAGAACUGAAGAAGUAAUAAAGCAAAUUCUUCAAAAAUUUAAGAUUGAAAAUAGUGCCCAGGAUUUUGCACUUUACAUUAUUUUUGCAACAGGAGAGCAGAGACGGCUAAAGAAAACAGACAUUCCGCUACUGCAUAGACUCCUACAGGGACCAUCCGAAAAGAAUGCUCGCAUUUUCCUCAUGGAUAAAGAUGCAGAAGAAAUUAACAGUGAUGUGGCUCAGUAUAUUAACUUUCAUUUUUCUCUCCUGGAAUCCAUCCUUCAAAGAUUAAAUGAAGAAGAGAAAAGAGAGAUUCAAAGAACAAUAACAAAAUUCAGUACAGAAAAGGCUAUCAUACUGAAAUGUCUUCGAAGUAAACAGGUAAUAAAAACAGAGACAACAGUUUAGCAAUACAGGUCACUAUUGCUAAAACACUUCAACAAACUUAGAAGGGUGUUACAACUAUUUG
Lagenorhynchus albirostris (white-beaked dolphin) is the source of this 1102-nucleotide messenger RNA. It is a transcript of the gene RASSF6, whose product is annotated as Ras association domain family member 6. Gene Ontology annotation, biological process: signal transduction. The record is from RefSeq and is a predicted model, not a curated record. Bases 28 to 1041 code for a protein of 337 amino acids. Lineage: Eukaryota; Metazoa; Chordata; Mammalia; Artiodactyla; Delphinidae. The transcript has 10 exons.